CGUGAGUACAUCGAGUUCGUACGACGCAUAACGAUUCUGUUAACACUCCUGAUCACGGCUUGUGAUUCCUACGAUCUUCCAAUCCAAAGAUUCGGUGUGCCUGUGUGUUCUUAUCGGGAAUCAUAGAACUUCGACCCUGUGGCAUCCCUUUCUAGAUCCAUCCGUUUGGUCAGCCAUCAGUAGUGAAGUUGUUCACCGGUUAUAUUAAUUUUGUGCUUUGGUAUGCAGGACGUUGGGACUCCAGUAACACUCCAUAUGUCCUUCCAGAAAUAAUUCUGAACAAUCACAACUGCGUGGUCCAAGUCGAUCCGAGUGAUAGUCUAAAGAUCCGGACAGGAUCUGUUUAUCCUUUGUAUAGACCCGGAGAAAGGAUUUUUUGGGAUAGAGACUUUCUUGGUUCUUGUGAAAUUGCCGACGGUACCGUUCUCUCAGGGUAAAAAACCACCUGCCGAGAUGAUGAAUCUUCCCAGUAGAACCGAGGGUGUGAAUCAAUUGCGACAUCAGGGUACCAGUGGCGAUCGGACCGCGCAAUUGGAACAGAACAUGAAGUUCCUCCAGGAGCAGCAUCAGGCAACCUUGGUGUCUCUUCAUCAGGAGGUCGAGAAUCUUCGUCAGAGGAACAGAGACCUGCAGUUCCAGCUGGUCUUCUCAAAAGGAAAUGUCUGCGUACCUAGCAGUCCUUCGUCACCCGAGGAUAAUGGAAAUGGGUUCGUCAAAGCAAAAGGUAGCCCAGUAUGCGUUAACCUCGCGCCACUACAGGUGGAACUGCUCGAGAGAGACCUACAGGACAUCAAGGCGUCUCUCCAUGAGGCCAAAACACACAAUCUCUAUCUCUCGGAGAUAAUCGAACGACAAAAGAAAAAAUUGGAUCUGGUCGAGGAACGCAAGGAGAAACUGUCAAUGGCCGACGCCGCCAUUCAAGUCGGUAGCGUCGUAGAUUCACAUCACGCCGAUUUAGCGACGCGUCUUGAGGACGCCGAGGCGAUGGUGAAAUGUUUGCGUCGUGAAAACGAAGAUCAGCGACGUGAAAUAGCCUCGUUGAAGACGAGUUCGACUAAUGGCAAUAGCAGUGGCAAUGGCGGUCGAAGUCGUGGCAGUCAUAAUGGACACCACAGUCGAGGAUCAGCAAACAGUACAGGACAGGAUCAGACAUCCCACAAAUUUCCACCGUUGCAUACACAGAGUUUUUGGCACCGUGGCUCAAGAGGAAAUCACAGUUUUGACCAGAACUCGGAUUAUCAUCGAAACGGAAGAAGUCGACAGGAUAAACAAGAUCGCGAACAGGAAGUUGACAGCACGGUCCUCCCGCAGCUACGCAAUGGCAACGUUAGACUAGACACACGAAGCUAUCCGCCAUUUUAUCGAUCGCGAGACUUCCACAAUAACGGUGGUAGCUAUCAUCGCGAGGGCGGCAAUCGUAAGUAUCGUGGACAGAGAUCGCAGAGGGAUCGUAGAGAGCCAGACUCGCGAGAACAUCGACGAGAUUACAAGGACAGGGAUUCCAAGGAACAGCACAAAGAAUAUUCGGAAUGUGGCGAGAGCUCAAGAGACACAAAGAACUCACGACAAGAGUAAAUAACCGAGAGUGGUGAUACGGAAAAGGAAUUCGGAAAUUUUGCUAAAUGUUAUCGCGAUUUUAAAUACUGAGUGAUCAGAUUUUUCUCGUCGAGAUGUUAGAGAGAUCGAUGCUGCUGGCUUCGUAGGAUAUCAGAUCAAAAAGUUAGCUAUAUACAAAGAAAAUUGAGAUGCCUGCAUCGAUAGAUUCGGAUGAACGUAUUUAUCAGUGUGUAAUAACGAGAACAAAAAGACCCGUUUCUAUACAUUUUGUGCUUCGUGCAUUAGACGGCAUAGUUAACAGGCGAUAGAGAUAGACGAUAGAGAUCAUUGUUACGAAAUAUGAAGGAUUCUAAAUAAGAAGAUGAAGUUAGAUGAAAGAAGAAUUGCCUGUUAUUGCUAAUGACUUCUGGUGAAACUGCUUCUGCAUAUUCCCCAGUGAAUUUCUAGCAUCUCCCAGAAAAAUCCUGACUUCGAGACGAUCCGGGCAUAAUACACAGACAUACAUAUAUAUACAUAUAAACAUAUAUUUUUCGCUUGGUAUUUAUUAUUAAUUCUUAACAGAUAUUUCUCAAGCGAACUUACCGUGUCUAUUCUCUACGUUAUUGUCAAUAGAAAUAGUCUAUAUAUUUUGGUAUGUUUAUUAAAGGAUUUCUUCUAAUUGUUACUUAGGCCUCUCCUGUCGCGAACUCCUAGCCUUGUAUACCAUUUCCGAGGAUAAAAAAGGAUUACUCAGUAUUUCUUUAAACUCUAUGGAAAUGUAAUCAACGUCAGCGUGUCAUUAUACUCCAUUACAAUUUAGAGAAAGGGGAUCGGAGCUUUCUUCUAGCUUGUGAAACAGUUCUUUCCUUUAUUCUAUAGGAUCAGAUUGCUUUUCACAAGCUCGCUGAAUCCUUUGAGACAUUUAUAUAUUCGACCAUUGCAUUUGAUUGACCGAUACAAUACGUAUGUAUACUCCAACGGUAUUACAAACUAAGUUUUCCGAAUUUCAGCAGCGAUCUUGUAAGCAAAUCGCAUUGUGGACUGGCUCCGUAAUAACUAAAUAGGCUUGCCAAAAUAAGCUGACCAGGCUAAAUCAAUAUUUCUCAUACUACUAUUCGGAUUGAAAUAUUAAAAAUCCUUUAUAAUUAUGAGAUACGAGACUUGUAUGCUUGAAUGGGUGAUAUAUUAAAUGAAUAAAUGAAUAUUGCACA
This is a messenger RNA of Cephus cinctus (wheat stem sawfly), 2747 nucleotides long. RefSeq lists its product as uncharacterized. Bases 454 to 1575 code for a protein of 373 amino acids. The transcript has 7 exons. Lineage: Eukaryota; Metazoa; Arthropoda; Insecta; Hymenoptera; Cephidae. The record is from RefSeq and is a predicted model, not a curated record.